Symbiodinium sp. CCMP2592 is the source of this 1713-nucleotide messenger RNA. Lineage: Eukaryota; Dinophyceae; Suessiales; Symbiodiniaceae. The record is from the annotation of a GenBank genome assembly.
AUGGCUCAGGCUUUGCUCGCUUUGCUCUGGGCUCUGCCGGUCCUCGCGAAGCGUCCCAACAUCCUCUUCCUCAUGACGGACAGCAUGGAUGGCCGUGUGGUGGACCCCGGGGCUCCCGAAGCCCAGGCCGUGGAGUUGCCCUUCCUCCGGGACUUCUUCGCCAAACAGGGCACGAACUUCGUGCGCAGCUACGCGAACAGCCCGCAGUGCGUCCCGUCGCGCAGCAGCAUGUGCACCGGGCGGCGCACGGACCAGAUAGAAGCCUGGUCCAACGAGAAGGGCCUGGCUGCCUCGGAAGACGGGACGCUGGAUAAGACCUGCAUCUACUUCUUCGGCACCGAUCAGUGCGCUGCCUGGGCGAAGAUGCAGAACUACUCCGAGACCAUCUUCUCGGGCUUGGAGAGACUAGGCUACGGGGUGAAGCUCUAUGGGAAGGUGGACAUCGGAGGUGGGUUGAUGAAUGAUCCGAAAGUCAGAGAAACGGUCUCAGCCAGUGGCUGGCACCAGGGCGUGACCCUUGGAAUCGUCACCCGCUCGGCUGACAUCCGCCGGCCGACCAAGGAAGCACCUCUUGCCCUGACUUCCGACACGCAGGACCACGUGCACCCGGAGGAUUGGAGAACCGUUGAUCGCUGCCAGGAAUGGAUUCAGGGCUUGCCGCCCGCUGAGCAGAACGCAGAGCCCUUCUUCCUCUACUGCUCAUUGAACAUUCCCCAUCCUCCAUUUCAGACAAAUGCUACUUGGCUCGCCAAAGUGAAGGAAGACAAGAUUCUACUUCCGCAGUGGCUACCAGGAUUCCCACAAGAGUGGCACCCCUAUGACAGCUACAUGUCUAUCUCCAAGCACGUGGAAGAGACGAACUACACGUCCGAGGAGAUCCUAAAGGUUCGGAAGACCUAUUAUGCAAUGUGUGCUGAGGCGGAUUAUUUACUGAAUCGGGUCUGGGAGGCCUUGACCAAUAAGGGCUACGGUCUUGACAACACCUUCGUAGUCUACGUCUCCGAUCAUGGUGAGAUGAACAUGGAGCACCGUCAAGUUUGGAAAAACUCGAUGUAUGAGGGAUCAUCUCGGGUACCGUUUGCGAUUGCUGGGCCGGGUGUGGCCAAGGGGCGACGCGUGACCCAGCUGACCUCCUUGCUGGAUGUUCUCCCCACUUUGCUGGAUAUGGGGCAAGAGACAGACUGGGAAAGGCAUGCGGCACUUGCAGGCAAGAGUCUGCUGCGGCUUGCAGGUGCACCUUCUUUGGCGCCCCCACAGUUGGUUGUGAUGCCUGACGAAGACCGAGCUGUCGUGUCGCAGUACCACUCCAAUAUGGGCAACACGGGUUCCUUCAUGCUUCGCAAGGGUCCAUGGAAGUAUAUUCGCUUCGGCCACACCCUGUCCACGUUUUCGCCACAGACGUACGUGCCGCUGCUCUUCAACGUCGAUGAAGACCCGAGUGAGACACAGAAUCUCGCUGGGCAGCAUUCGAAGAUUCUGGGGCAGCUUGAGGUGGAGCUCCAGGCUCUCUUUGACCCAGAAGACGUCGACCGCCGGGUGAAGUCGGAAGACUUCCGCCUCUACCAUCGCUUCUUCGGCUCCUUGGAUCAGAAGCAACUCCGGAAGAAGCUGAAGCGAGCCUAUGCCGGUUUUGACGAGGAGGAUUUCAAGAAGAUUCAGCUGUGGGCGAAGGAGUUCGCAUCCUGGGGGGUGCCUGAGCUGCUCGUGGUUUAG